Ilex paraguariensis (yerba mate) is the source of this 1212-nucleotide messenger RNA. NCBI's taxonomy places the organism in Eukaryota, Viridiplantae, Streptophyta, Magnoliopsida, Aquifoliales, Aquifoliaceae. The record is from the annotation of a GenBank genome assembly.
AUGAUUGCAAGGAAUAGUGUGAAAGGGGAAUACUAUUCCAAGCUGGCAGGUUCUUCAUCCCCGGUGGAUAUCGAAGAAAUCUAUUUUGACUUUAAAAAGCAACAGUUCAUCUAUUUAAAGGAGAAGGAAACCUUUUAUAAGCUUUCUUACCCUACCAAGGAAACAUUUGGCUACUAUCUCAAAAGUACAGGCCAUGGAACUGAUGCUAAAAUCUCUAAUGCUAUUGAGAAAUGGGGACGGAAUGUUUUUGAGUAUCCUCAGCCCACAUUCCAGAAAUUAAUGAAAGAGCACUGCAUGGAGCCCUUCUUUGUGUUUCAGGUAUUUUGUGUGGGACUAUGGUGUCUAGAUGAAUAUUGGUAUUACAGCCUGUUCACCCUUUAUGCUCCAGAUUUUAAUGGUGUAUCGUUGUGGGAAGUGGGUGAAACUCCGGGGACAGAUCUUCUGCUUGGGGGCAUUGUGUCUAUUGGCCGUUCUACUGGUCAGAAUGGGGAAGAUAAGUCUGUUCCUGCAGACAUGCUUAUAUUGGCUGGAAGUGCAAUUGUGAAUGAAGCCAUUCUCACAGGCGAGUCUACUCCCCAAUGGAAGGUUUCAAUCAUGGGUAGAGGAAAUGAAGAAAAGUUAUCCAUUAGACGAGAUAAAAGCCAUGUUCUUUUUGGUGGCACAAAGAUAUUGCAGCAUAAACCAGAUAAGGUCAUUAGCAAGACUUUUCCUAUAAAAACACCCGACGGUGGCUGCUUGGCUGUUGUUCUACGAACUGGGUUUGAGACAAGCCAAGGAAAAUUGAUGCGGACAAUAAUAUUUUCUACGGAGAGGGUUACUGCUAACAGCUGGGAAAGUGGGCUCUUUAUUUUGUUUUUAGUAAUAUUUGCAGUAAUAGCUGCUGGUUAUGUACUUAAAAAGGGGCUUGAGGACCCAACAAGGAGUAAAUACAAGCUUCUCCUGAGUCGUUCAUUGAUUAUUACUUCUGUGAUCCCUCCUGAGCUGCCAAUGGAGUUAUCAAUUUCUGUUAAUACAUCUUUGAUUGCACUGGCACAACGCGGGAUAUUCUGUACAGAACCUUUCCGAAUUCCGUUUGCUGGGAAGGAGUUCUCUGGAGUUGGUGGGUUGACGAGUGUAGAUUUAGAGACAGAUAUGACUAAACUGCAGGCCCGUACUGUGGAAAUCCUUGCUUCUUGUCAUGCCUUGGUUUUUGUGGACAACAAGCUGGUAUGA